AUGGCCACAUACCAAUACCAUAACACUUUGUCUUUCUUGAUCCCUCAUGCAGAUCCUUUACACUUGAGCUUUCAGCCGUUUCUCAACAAGGAAGGUACCUUGAAAUUUGAAGAUGGAUCUGGUACAGACCUUGUGAGUGGUCAAAAAAUGGCUGAUUCAAAUCAUAUAUAUGAGCAUCCACUUGUGGCAGUGGAGUUUGACACCUUUUGGAAUCAAUAUGACUAUGUAGCUUCACCCAACCCAACCCAGACGCAGAUGCAGACUCUGGGUUUGUUGGUGGCUCCUGUUCUUGGAUUCUACCACAGGUUCCUCCGCUUCUCUCUCCGAUUCCUUCUCCUCAUGCUCAUGGAUAUCCCUUCCACCUUCAACUUCCUCACCCAACUCACUGAACUCGGUUGCGGGUUUCUCCUCCUAGGUUAUGUUUCACGCAUCUUCAACCUCCUCGGACUCUUAUUAAUCUUCCUCUGUUGUCUCCGCUUUCUACGUUCUCCGCUCCUCUCCAAGGACGAGAAAUCGUCCAGAGACGAGAAUUUGAAGGAGGAAACAGAAAAUAAUAAUAUUAGUGGUAGUAAUUGGAGGGAGGAGAAUUUGGAGGACGAGGUGUUCGAUAUAAUGUCGCUCAGGAGCCUAGUGAAGGCGGAGAGGCAGCGGUUCAAUGCGGCGUGUGCGGAGAUUGAGAAGGAGCGGGGGGCAGCGGCGUCCGCGGCGGAGGAGGCGAUGGCGAUGAUCCUGAGGCUGCAGAGCGAGAAGAGCGCGGUGGAGAUUCAGGCGAAGCAGUUCCGGAGGGUGGUGGAGCAGAAGCAGGAGUACGAUCUCGAAGUGAUUGAGUCGCUCCAGUGGACGGUGGAGCAGGUGGAGUCGCAGAAGAACCUUCUCGAACGGCAGUUAGGGGUUUUGAGGGAGAGGCUGAGAGACUACAUCAAUGAAUACGAGAUUCAGAAGCAGCUUCAGGAACAGGAUCAGGAACAGGUACAGGUGCAAGAAUAUGAACCAGAAAAUGAACAUGAAACUGAACAAGGCACAGCCAGCGAUGUUGAUUUUCAUCCUGAAGAUGGUGUUGGUCGUGAUCGUGAUGAUGAAGUUGAUCGUGUUCGUGAUGAUGAUGUCGAUAGUGGUAGCGGGUACUUGAAUUUCUCUGUUGAAUAUGAUGAUGUAGAUGCUGCUUCUUCACAAUCUCCCUCUCCCUCACACACACCACAGCACUUUGUUGAUGAAAUAGCUACACAGGAAUAUAGGUUCAAAGUUGGUUCAGUCAGGAACUUCAAAUUCACUGAGAUCACAAGUCUGCUGUUCCAAGAUAUGAAGAUGGAAACUCCAUUGCUCCUACCAUCUUGUCAGAUGUCACUUUUGCAAUGGAAUGCUACAAGAUAUGGUAAUGGGGCAUCCAUUUUUACAACUUCUAAUGCAGCGGCAAGAAAAUUCCAGACUGAGGUUGAGUUGGACGGGUUGGCAUACAUGUCCCAACCUCUGUUUCAUUGCCCUUUAUUUAUUAGCUCCUGGCCAUCUUUUGUUGGUGAUUUCAACUUUGAUGGCAUAGCUGAAAUUCAAUUUUACACUAGAUUAAGAUGUUGUCAAACAAUGGACUGA
Messenger RNA from Sphenostylis stenocarpa, 1587 nucleotides. The record is from the annotation of a GenBank genome assembly. Lineage: Eukaryota; Viridiplantae; Streptophyta; Magnoliopsida; Fabales; Fabaceae.